Messenger RNA from Nicotiana attenuata, 694 nucleotides. RefSeq names its product 40S ribosomal protein S26-3-like. Gene Ontology annotation, cellular component: cytosolic small ribosomal subunit; ribosome. The transcript has 5 exons. NCBI's taxonomy places the organism in Eukaryota, Viridiplantae, Streptophyta, Magnoliopsida, Solanales, Solanaceae. Gene Ontology annotation, biological process: translation. The coding region runs from base 109 to 489 and encodes 126 amino acids. The record is from RefSeq and is a predicted model, not a curated record. Gene Ontology annotation, molecular function: structural constituent of ribosome; mRNA binding.
CUUAUCAAAGAAAAACCCUAGUAGCUGAUAGCUUCAGAAGCAGAGUGGUCGCCAUUAGAGUUCCAUCGUAUCCACUGCUCAGCAGCUGCUACAACUCGUCCGGCCAAAAUGACAUUCAAGAGAAGAAACGGAGGUCGUAACAAGCAUGGACGUGGCCACACUAAAUUCAUUCGCUGCUCUAACUGCGGCAAGUGCUGCCCUAAGGACAAAGCAAUCAAGAGGUUCCUUGUGAGGAACAUCGUUGAGCAAGCAGCAGUGAGGGAUGUUCAGGAAGCUUGUGCUUUUGAAUUGUACACUCUUCCUAAGCUGUACUUGAAGAUGCAAUAUUGUGUCUCAUGUGCCAUCCACUCCAAAGUUGUUAGGGUCCGCUCUGUUACUGAUAGGAGGGUCCGUGAGCCUCCACAGCGCUUCAGACGCCCAAGGGAUGAUGCUCCCAAGCCUGGUCAAGCUCCACGCCCUGCCGGAGCUCCUACUGCAGCUCGUACUUAAGUGCCUACAUUUUGAUCAACUACUGUUAGGCUUUUUGGUUUUAGUUAAUUUGAGAUGUGUUUUUGAAGUGGAUUUCUCUAUUUAGUAUUACUGGAAUGAUCAUUAAAUUUGUGUAUGCAAAUCUCAAGCAAACAGGCCUGUUGUUCGUCCUAUUGCUUAUAUAGCCUUUGCAAUUAAACUUUUUGCUUACACCCAACAAAAAAAA